UGUCCGAGAGCAGAACAAGUACUUAGUAUUUGAAGAGAACCUGCUUGAGCUGUUCAAGACGUGCCUUCAAUGUCGGUUGCCUGCAGCAGGACACAUCAGCCAACGAAUAGGCUCAUACAUAGGCAGACGUGUGAAUGUGGCUACUAACGGCGGUGGGAGUCCCAGCCAAAAGUGCAAGACAUUCCAGCUGGGAAUCUGCUUCUCAGUGCAGCAAUACUGUUUGCUGGCUACACACCUACAAAAGUGCUGAGACUUUUUUCUUUUAUGAACCUACUUUGCAUUUCGAUAAGCACAUUCUUCCAGCAUCAAAGAUCAUUCCUGUGGCCAGCUGUGGAGGCUGUUUGGAAAGACCAUACAUCCCCUGCAUUGACUGCCAUCAGGGAAGAGGGCAGGAGUGUCACACUAGCUGGCGAUGGCAGAUGUGACAGCCCUGGACACAGCGCUAAAUAUGGAACCUAUAGCUUGAUUGACAUGGCAACUGGGCAUGUCAUAGGCCUUCAUUUAGUGCAGAGCAACAAAGUGUCAUCCAGCUACCACAUGGAACUUGAAGGAUUGAAGAGAGGCAUUACUGCCUUACAAGAGAUGGGGAUACUAAUAAAAGAGAUAGUAACAGAUCGCCACAUGCAGAUACAAAAAUGGUUGAGAGAUAACCAUCAUGAGAUCAAGCAUUCGUAUGACGUCUGGCAUGUGGCUAAAGUUGUCAAGAAGAAGCUGGUUGCCCUGUCAAAGCAGAAAGAGUGUGAUCAACUUUUCAAGUGGAUAAAGAGCAUCACGAACCAUCUGUACUGGGCAGCAGCCUCCUCUUCAGAUGAUGAUGGGGCGGUGAUCGUGUCCAAGUGGAAGUCUGUCUCCAACCACAUACAGAACAUCCAUCAUGGCCAUGAUGGUCCCUUCACCGACUGUCAACAUGAGGAGCUCGCUAAUAGGGAUUGGUUGAAACCAGGAAGCAAAGCAGCUGUGAAGGUUGAGGAGAUAGUUCUCAGCAAGCGCCUUUGCACAGAUGUGGCUAAACUGUCAACUGGCUACCAGACGUCUACACUGGAAAGUUUCCACGCCACCAUUAAUCACUUUGCCCCAAAGAUGAUGAGCUUUUCAUAUCUUGGGCAAGCCUGUAGGCAGAUUAUCGCAGCACUUCAUUUUAAUGAAAACGUCCACAGAGAAGUGGCAACAAAUACGGACGGGACAGAGAAGCAUGUGGUUGUAUUUCCAAAAUACAAGAGUGGGGAUAAUUUCUCAAUGAAACCAACAAUGGUUGACCAAACGUUUCAUUAUGUGGACAAGCUCAUGAAUAUGGUGUUUGAAAUAUGUGAAUCGAACCAACCGACAGUGAUGGCAACACCUGCUCCACCUCAAUUAACAAAUGGCAAGCGCAGACCGACAGAAGAGGAACUGCAAACAGUUGUGGCAAGGCGGUUUAAGCGUUUAUGCUACUAGUGUGUUAGUGGUGUCAAAAGGCAUUCUUGGUGCACACACACAGCUAGUUUUAAACAUUAUAUUUGUGUCUUAUUCUUUGAAUGUUUGUAGGUGCUAUUAAUUCUCUGAAUGUUUGUAAGUGCAAAGAUUUUCUAUAAGCUCAUUGCCUGAAGUGCUGUUGAGGUACUGUAUAGAAAUAGUAAUCGUUGUUUGUUUCAUUUGCUUGCUUAUUGAUAAAUACUACACAC
Molecule: messenger RNA, 1661 nt
Organism: Dreissena polymorpha
Lineage: Eukaryota; Metazoa; Mollusca; Bivalvia; Myida; Dreissenidae
Exons: 4
Coding region: 265-1434 (389 amino acids)
Source: RefSeq, a predicted model, not a curated record